Mesocestoides corti is the source of this 1211-nucleotide messenger RNA. Lineage: Eukaryota; Metazoa; Platyhelminthes; Cestoda; Cyclophyllidea; Mesocestoididae. The record is from the annotation of a GenBank genome assembly.
CCUAUUUAUUCUGGAGAACCGAGUUUCUUCGAAACAAAUGGCUCAUUGGCCAAUUCAUAGUGCUGAUAAUCUCCUAUGCUGACCUGACUGUGUCAAUGGCGACAGGGUGUUCUGAAUUUUAUCGUGUUCGACGAUUCUUGCGGCCUUAUUUCUUGAUAUCUAGCAGUCAAAUGUUGAAAAAGACCAUCAAGUGCCUGUGGAAUACGCUGCCGGAAUUAGCGAGCUUCUUGCUACUUUUGAUGUUGUGGAUUCUCAGUUCAACAGUAGCUGCCAUGUGCCUCUUUUCUGGUCCACUUCGACAGAAAUCCGGUAAUUUGUCACGUGACCCAUCUCUCUCGUCUAAACGGCGCGGUUUGGGCUGGCUAUACGAGACAUUCUACAAUCUCAUCAUCCUUCUAACUACGGCCAAUCAUCCAGACGUAAUCCUCUCGAACUACAACGAAAAUCGCGCCGCCUCCUUUUUCGACAUCAUCUUCCUUGCCGUGGGCACAUACAUCUUCAUGAACAUCUUCACGGCCAUAAUGUACAACCAGUUUCGUGGGUACCUGCAUUCCUCCGUCGAGAAACGCAUCUUCAGGCGACGCGUGGCUGUCCGGGCUGCGUUCGAAGUUCUCAAAUCGCGUGAUCUCAUCCCGGUUGUCGAUGCGGACAAAAUACUCCAACUGUUGGAUGAGGUUCAAAUGCCGAGUUGGAAGAAAGCUGUGAUCUCCACAAAACUAAUGGCGCAGUAUGAUGGAAAUCCCCUCAAGGUGAACGAAUUCAUGGAUGUCUUCCGACUGCUGGAUUUGGCCGCUCCACCAAGGACUCCUGUCCUCGUUCGCCAAUUCACUAGUCCAAUCGCCUCUCAAGUGCAGCUCUUCUGCCUCUCCAAUCUGUACAGAAAAAUCGAGCUCUUCCUUUCCAUUGUCAACGUGGUGUGCAUUGUUUUGCAACUAGUCGCCUUUGAAGACGCGGAAACGCCCAGCUUCGCGUUUUUGAUGAUCAAUACGUGCUUUGCGGGAGUGUACAUGCUCGAGAUUGGCGUCAGUGUGUGGAUCCACGGUUGGCGUGCCUCGCUACUCACGCCAGUGACCAUUUUCGACUUGGUUGUGUCCACGUCCAACUUGGUAAGUGGUAUAGAUUUUGACGUUGCUGUAAAGUGUGCGUGGAUUGCCGGCAUAACCUCACCACCACCACCACCACCACCACCACCACCACCACCACCACCACCA